UUGAUGAUCUUGACGUGCUGCAGAUUUCAUAACGCCCACAGGGAGCGUGUCCUCGUUCUUCUCUCCGUGGACCAAACACAUCCAGAGGUUCUGCUGAGAUCAGCUGGACGCUGAGGGACCCUCCACUGUCAGAUGAUGAGGUGACCUGAGAGCCGCGGUGAUGGAGAACCUUUGGUGUGUGGCUGGGACCAUUUUCCAGCUGUGGAUGUUCGUGGUGGUGUUCUUCAUCAUGCUUCCCGCCAUGUUCGGCCUUUCUCUGGGGGUCACUGAAGUCUACAUCCAGGUUCUGGUCAAAAUACUCGAGUGGGCCACAUUACGCAUCCAGAGGGGCCGACAGGAACAGCCCAGCGCCUCAGUCCCUCUGCAUACAGGGAUCAUAGAGCGAGCGGGGGGGUCCAUGGAGGAGGAGAUGUGGCAGCUCCGGUGCUCUCGGCCCGAGGCGGCGGGGGCCUUCUGUUUGAGCGAUGGUGUGUAUUUCUGUAAGAAGGGUCUGGAGAGCAUUGUGGAGGACCAGGUGACGCAGAGAUUUUCCUCAGAGGAGUUGGCUUCCUGGAACCUUCUGACCCGCACCAACCAAAACUUCUACUACAUCAGCCUCCGCCUCACCAUCAUCUGGGGCCUCGGAGUCUUUGUGCGAUACUGCAUCCUCUUACCCUUCAGGAUUGCUCUGGCCUCUACCGGUCUCUCCUGGCUGGUGAUUGGAACAUCUGUGGUUGGAUUUCUGCCUGAGAGCAGUGCAAAGAACUGGCUGAGUGAGCUGGUCCACCUGACCUGCUACAGGAUCUGUGCCAGAGGACUGUCCGCUACCAUCCACUACCACAACAAAGAGAACAGGCCUCAGAAGGGAGGAAUAUGUGUUGCGAACCACACUACCCCCAUCGAUGUGGUGAUUCUGGCCAAUGAUGGUUGCUACGCCAUGGUCGGACAGACUCAUGGAGGUCUGCUGGGGAUCCUUCAGAAGUCCAUGGUCAGGUCCUGCCCCCAUGUCUGGUUCGAGAGGUCGGAGAUGAAAGACCGAAAUGCAGUGACCAGCAGACUGAGACAUCACGUCGCUGCAAAGACCAAACUUCCCAUCCUCAUAUUUCCUGAAGGAACAUGUGUCAACAACACCUCAGUCAUGAUGUUCAAAAAGGGAAGCUUUGAAAUCGGAGGAACCAUUUAUCCAGUAACUAUUAAGUACGACCGUCGCUUCGGGGAUGCUUUCUGGAACAGCAGCAAAUACAACAUUGUUAGCUACCUGCUGCGCACGAUGACCAGCUGGGCCAUAGUGGUCAAUGUGUGGUACCUCCCUCCCAUGACCAUACAGGAUGGAGAGGAUGCAGCUCAGUUUGCCAACAGAGUCAAGUCUGUCAUUGCUCAUCAGGGUGGACUGCUGGACCUGGCGUGGGAUGGAGGACUGAAGAGAUACAAAGUGAAGGAUUCCUUGAAGGAGGAGCAGCAGAAGACGUACAGUAACAUCAUAGUGGGACAAAACGACAUCAGAACCACAAAAACAUGCAGCGAGACCAGAGGAUCAAUAAAACUGGAUCAAUGAAGAAGAUGUGAUCAGCUGUUAGCUUGGAAACUGAUGAAGUAUCAGAAGCUGAAGCUGACUGUUCAUUAGGGAGGGCUGUGUUAAUAUUCCACCAGGCUUUUGUUUUCAUUAAAUGUUUUGUAUGUACUUUGUGUGUGUGUGUGUGCGUGGGUGGGUGUUUGCGUGUGUGUGUGUGUGUGUGUGCAAUAAUGUCCAUCCACCAGCAGGGAGCAGUGUGUGAUAACACAGUCUUUCUGUCUUGCUCCUCCCUGGAUUGGAGGACAUGUCCUGUUUCUCUUACAGGCACUGUCACCACGGCGAUGGUGUUCUUUCUGUGUGAGAAUGUGGGAUGUUAUUUUUAUAGAGCUGUAGUUAUAGAACAUAAAAUGAAAAAAAUAUUUCUUAUAACAAGAAGAAACUUAAAGAUGCAUCAUUCACUGAAAGAUUUUAUAUUCAUUGGUUGAUUUUUUUUAAAACUACAUUUUCAUGCGAUCGUCACAUAUUUGGCGGUACUUUAGGACUGCAAGAAUGUGAUUGUGGAUUUUUUUAAAUGACUUCUUUCCUUUUUAAUGCUUUUCUGUACAAAUUAAAGAGAGUAGUUUUGAUUUUCACACUUUUUAAAUAUGGCAAAUACUUUGGAAUUUUAAGCCUGCACUGCAGGAAGGAUAUAACUGUGGGGAUUGAAAUGGAAAAAAAAGGUGAAAUAGAUGAGUUAUUGACAUUUCUUUUUUCAGAUAGUUACAUGUUUGGUUCACAAAUCCUGGAAUAUGUGGAAUGUUUAACAUUGGAACCUUUUUUCAUGUUCUGAUUACCAGAAUGUUACCAGAACCAUGUUAAUGAUAAUCAUAAUUAAGUAAAGUUAUUUAUAAAACAAAGAUAUAAAUCACUAAGUACCUUACAGUAAAUGCAAACACAACACCAGUAGCAGUUUGAACAUUUAAAUGACGUGAAGAUUAAAUCCAGCAGGAAAAGCCUAAAACAAACAGGAGGCUUCAUGUGUUUCUUAAAGAAAUGAAACAGUGUAAAAUGUAAAAAAACACUGAUGAGAUUCUUCUUGCGUAGCUCAAUAAGUGAACAGCAGGAUUUUAAAAAUAGUAAUACAACAGAAAUUCUGUGUUUUUC
This is a messenger RNA of Xiphophorus hellerii (green swordtail), 2635 nucleotides long. RefSeq names its product glycerol-3-phosphate acyltransferase 3 (gene gpat3). Gene Ontology annotation, molecular function: glycerol-3-phosphate O-acyltransferase activity. The record is from RefSeq and is a predicted model, not a curated record. Gene Ontology annotation, biological process: triglyceride biosynthetic process. The transcript has 13 exons. Lineage: Eukaryota; Metazoa; Chordata; Actinopteri; Cyprinodontiformes; Poeciliidae. The coding region runs from base 161 to 1534 and encodes 457 amino acids. Gene Ontology annotation, cellular component: endoplasmic reticulum.